AUGCGCGAUGGUCCCGGUCAUGGUCAGGCAGUUGCCAACCUUGCCUCCACUCGGCAUCUGAGCGUGCGGCUGCGCGGCAGAUCCCUCAUCGACAUCGCGUUGGACCUGUCAAUGCGCUUCAGACGGAGAGAUUGGCAACUCAGCCAGCUGCUAGAUGACGAUGGUGACAGGCUCUUCAUCAAUCUACGCAGUAUUCCGGUGUUCGAUGGUGCCUCUCCAGUCAUUGAGCCUCAGGAUACAACUCGCAGCCCUACGCGCUUCGUGAGGAAUAUCGUGGAGAUGUUCGCAGACCAGGAGUUGCAGUUUUGUUCAGGUCAGACAGGGAAAGUGUGGAAGCUGCGAAGCAAGGAGACGCUUUACUCUUGGACUCUGUGGCUCGGCCUUCGCGAAGACGUUUGUGGCGAGGCCUUCAGCCGAGCCCUGAGGAGAGCGUUGUGGGGUCAAUCAGCCACGCUUGUCUCUUUCAGACUGACUUGCCGUGGCCCUUUCGCCCAACUGCACGACAGUGUCGGAGGACGUCGCUGCAAGAAUGUCAACAAGUAUAGAGCCAGUGCGGGCCGUGAGCCACUUCUUCGUGACGCUUGA
Symbiodinium necroappetens is the source of this 585-nucleotide messenger RNA. NCBI's taxonomy places the organism in Eukaryota, Dinophyceae, Suessiales, Symbiodiniaceae. The record is from the annotation of a GenBank genome assembly.